This is a messenger RNA of Impatiens glandulifera, 1567 nucleotides long. RefSeq names its product malate dehydrogenase, chloroplastic. NCBI's taxonomy places the organism in Eukaryota, Viridiplantae, Streptophyta, Magnoliopsida, Ericales, Balsaminaceae. Gene Ontology annotation, cellular component: cytoplasm; mitochondrion. The transcript is spliced from 2 exons. Gene Ontology annotation, biological process: tricarboxylic acid cycle; malate metabolic process. Gene Ontology annotation, molecular function: L-malate dehydrogenase (NAD+) activity. Bases 168 to 1343 code for a protein of 391 amino acids. The record is from RefSeq and is a predicted model, not a curated record.
GAUUUCAACAUAGAAAAGGCGGACUAUAAGAAACUCUCUCUCUUUGCUGAAACCCCACGCAGAUUUCAUCGACGGCAACGGGCGGAGAAACUCAAGUUUUCCAACUGUAGAGAGAGAAAGAAAGAACACUAGAUUCACUUUUCAUCUUUACUCAUUCAGAUUAGAAAAUGGCAGCGUCUUCAGCCACAACCUUAUCAGCUGUAUCAGCAGCCGUCUCCUUUACUUCAAAGGCGACUUUAAUAUCAAAACCUAAUGGAAACACUGUGAAAUUCAAUGCCAAAUCAUCAUCAUUCUCGGGCGUUUCUCUCGGAAAAUCAUACCUGCAGAAAACUCAAUACAGAAACCAGAGAUCCCAAGUUUCUGUUCAGCCACAGGCAUCUUACAAGGUGACCGUCCUCGGGGCAGCAGGAGGAAUAGGUCAGCCACUGUCACUUCUCAUCAAGAUGUCCCCAUUAGUCUCAGCCUUGAACCUCUACGAUAUAGCCAAUGUAAAAGGAGUCGCUGCUGAUCUCAGCCACUGCAACACUCCCUCGAUAGUCUCAGACUUCACCGGAGCUAGCGAACUGCCAAACGCUCUGGUCGGAGCAAACGUGGUCGUCAUACCCGCCGGAGUCCCAAGAAAACCAGGCAUGACCCGCGAUGACCUCUUCAACAUAAAUGCAAACAUUGUCAGAAACCUAGUCGAGGCUGUUGCCGAUAACUGCCCUGAUGCGUUCAUCCAUAUUAUAAGUAACCCGGUUAACUCGACUGUCCCGAUCGCGGCCGAGGUUCUGAAACGUAAGGGCGUUUACGACCCGAAGAAGCUUUUCGGUGUCACCACGCUCGAUGUCGUGAGGGCGAACACAUUCGUCGCUCAGAAGAAGAACUUGAGGCUGAUCGACGUCGAUGUGCCAGUUAUUGGAGGGCACGCUGGAAUUACAAUUUUGCCUCUGCUUUCGAAAACAAGGCCUUCGGUUAGCUUCACGGACGAGGAGAUUCACGAGCUGACUGUUAGGAUUCAGAACGCGGGGACUGAGGUUGUUGAGGCGAAGGCAGGGGCUGGUUCGGCUACUUUGUCGAUGGCCUACGCUGCAGCUAGGUUUGUGGAGAGUUCUCUGCGGGCGUUAGAUGGAGAUAGCGAUGUUUAUGAGUGUGCUUUUAUUGAUUCAGAGCUGACUGAACUACCCUUUUUUGCAUCGAGGGUGAAGCUGGGGAAGAAUGGGGUGGAGGCAGUAAUUUCGUCGGAGCUUCAAGGAUUGAGUGAGUAUGAGCAGAAGGGGUUGGAGGGUUUGAAGGAGGAGUUGAAAUCUAGUAUUGAGAAAGGGGUGUCGUUCGUGAACAAGCAAGCGGUUAGCGAUGCUUAGAAGGAUGAAUUUGCGAGAAUAAUUGAGUAGUGUGGAAUGGAAUGGAAUAAAUUAUUGUGGAUUUGUUUCGAGAUGAUAGUUUUUUAUGGUUUUUUACAAGGUUUUUCUGGUGAAAAUGGGAAUGAAACAUGUAGUAGAUUACUUGUUUGAAUAAUGGUAGAGUUGGUACUCUAAUUUUGUACUGGUUAACUGUUAUGUUUGGAGGUAUUUUUCUUCACAAUUGA